Molecule: messenger RNA, 2122 nt
Organism: Bufo gargarizans (Asiatic toad)
Lineage: Eukaryota; Metazoa; Chordata; Amphibia; Anura; Bufonidae
Product: gastrula zinc finger protein XlCGF26.1-like
Exons: 2
Coding region: 127-1965 (612 amino acids)
Biological process (GO): regulation of cytokine production; negative regulation of transcription by RNA polymerase II; regulation of immune system process
Source: RefSeq, a predicted model, not a curated record
GAUCCCUCGUGUAAGAGUGAGGUGGAGGAGGACAUUCCAGUCCAUGUGACCACAGAUAAUCCGAGUAAGAAGCCUGAGGGAAACAUCAUACUAUCUCUAGAUUGUAAAGAAGAAGACAACAAUGUCAUGCAGCGCUCUUCAGGAGAAAACCAAGUUCCAAUGAUUGUGCAUCCAUUACUUCUCACUGCAGAUCUGUCAUACAAUCCUCCCAAUCACGGGGAACCUUCUCCUGACGAAUCACAGGUUGAUACCCCAAAUAUGGGGCAAAAAGGCAGUAAAAGGUUUCAUUGUGGAGAAUGUGGAAAACAGUUCACAUAUAGAUCAGAACUUUCUUUACACAGAAGUAGUCACACAGGAGAGAAACCAUUUUCAUGUUCAGAAUGUGGACAAUGCUUUUCAGAUAAAUCUAAUCUUGUUACACAUAAGAUAAAUUACACAAGAGAGAAGCCUUCUUCCUGUGUAAGUGGGAAAUGUUUUGCAGAUAAAUCACAUCUUGUUACUCAUGAGAGUCUUCACACCAGAGAAGAGCCAUAUUCAUGUUCAAAAUGUGGGAAAUGCUUUAGAAGUAAAUCAAAGCUUUUAACACAUGAGAGCAUUCACACAGGAGAUAAACCAUUUUCAUGUUCAGAUUGUGGGAAAUGUUUUACCACAAAAUCAAAUCUUGAUCAACAUGUAAGAAUUCACACAGGAGUGAAGCCAUAUUCAUGUUCAGAAUGUGGGAAAUGUUUUACCAAGAAAUCAAACUGUGAUCAACAUAAGAGAUGUCACACAAGAGUGAAGCCAUAUUCAUGUUCAGAAUGUGGGAAAUGUUUUACCACAAAAUCAAAUCUUGAUCAACAUGUAAGAAUUCACACAGGAGAGAAGCCAUAUUCAUGUUCAGAAUGUGGGAAAUGUUUUAUCAAGAAAUCAAGUCUUGAUCAACAUAAUAGAAUUCACACAGGAGAGAAGCCGUAUUCAUGUUCAGAAUGUGGGAAAAGUUUUACACUGAAAAUAAACCUUCAUCAACAUAAUAAAAUUCACACAGGAGAGAAGCCAUAUUCAUGUUCAGAAUGUGGGAAAUCUUUUACACUAAAAAUAAGCCUUCGUCAACAUAAGAAAAUUCACACAGGAGAAAAGCCAUAUUCAUGUUCAGAAUGUAGGAAAUGUUUCACAGAAAAAAAGAGUCUUAUUAAACAUCAGAGAAUUCACACAGGAGAGAAACCAUUUUCAUGUUCAGAAUGUGGGAAAAGUUUCACAGAAAAAAAAAGUCUUACUAAACAUCAGAGAAGUCACACAGGAGAAGAGCCAUAUUCAUGUUCAGAAUGUGGGAAAUGUUUCACAGAAAAAAAGAGUCUUACUAAACAUCAGAGAGUUCACACAGGAGAGAAACCAUUUUCAUGUUCAGAAUGUGGGAAAUGUUUUUCCUAUAAAUCAAGCCUUGGUAUACAUAAGAAAAUUCACACAGGAGAAAAGCCAUAUUCAUGUUCAGAAUGUGAGAAAUGUUUUAAACAUAAAUCAGAGCUUAUAGAACACGAGAGACAUCACACAGGAGUGAAACCGUAUUCAUGUUCAGAAUGUACAAAAUGUUUUACCCAGAAAUCACAUCUUAAUCAACAUCAGAGAAUUCACACAGGAGAGAAGCCAUAUUCAUGUUCAGAAUGUGGGAAAUGUUUUACAAACAGAUCAAGUCUUGUUCUACAUGAAAGAAUGCACACAGGAGAGAAGCCAUAUUCAUGUUCAGAAUGUGGGAAAUGUUUUACCAGAAAAUCUGGUGUUGAUCAACAUAAGAGAAUUCACACUGGGGAGAAGCCAUGUUCAUGUUCAGAAUGUGGGAUAUGUUUUACCAAGAAAUCCGCUCUUGAUCAGCACAAGAAAAUUCACACAGGAGAGAAACCGUAUUCAUGUUCAGAAUGUGGGAAAUGUUUUGCAAAAAAAUCAAGUCUUGUUCUACAUCAGAAAAGUCACAUAGAAGAGAAGACAUUUUGAUGUUUGGAUAUGAAUAAUGUUUUACAAGGAAAUUAAAUAUUGAAGCAUCAGAGAAUUCACAUAGGAAACCAUAUUCAUGUAUGAAAUGUGGGAAAAAUUGGACUUUAUUCACGCAAGAAUAUAGACCUAUUGCGUUGUUAAACAAACAACAAAAGAA